ACGGAAACCAUGAUUACUCACUGCUUGUCGAAUCAGUAAAGCGUAUCUCUUUCAUUGAAUUUAGGUUAGGUAUCUGUUUUCUCUGUUAUUCUUCUUCAUUCACAUGUACAAAUUCGUUUCAAGGGAUUCGACAAAUCUGAGAUUCUCCUCUGUUUUAAUGUCCUAAGGGAGAUUCGUUUCUUCGUUAACAAAACCCUCUUCCAUCUCCGUGUCUCCAAAGUGCUGUUGUCUUAACCCAAUCAGCAAAAACAAUCCUUUUUUAUAUUUUGUAAAAACCUCGAUUAUAUCAGUUUCUUCAUUCUCCAUGUGUCGCUCUGAUACGAAUGCAUAAGAUGUGCCAUGAACCUAUCAACGUCUCUCCGGUAGAGUCCGGAGUUACGUUCAAUGAGUUAGACCACCUCCCCUUGACGGCGCGGCGGAGUUUGUUGCAGCCUAACUCUGUUUCUGUGCCUGCUAUCGUGAAAAGGGAAGAGGAUUGCUUUAAUGAGCUGGGCUGUGAUGCUCCAGAAUCUGUAAACUCUCAAACUCCGGAAUCUACUAGCAUUGGUUGCAGUCUAGGUCUAGUUGAUUCUGAAAGCUUAAGGCCACAGAACAACAUUCUUCUAGUGUCUUGUAGUAAUAAUGCCCAAGAGAGUUUCAACAGAGUUGAACAAAUUGAAGAAACCACAGGGAGUGAUGAUGCUCUUGAACAUCUCACUCUGAAUGAGAGGCGAAAAUUGCUUCUAGAAAGGAUGGUGUUAAGGUUGCCAGAACCCAACUUUUUAGAGGAUAAUACUAAAGAUUGCCAUGAAACCGAUCUUUUCAAAAUAAAAGCCGAGAAUACAUGCAAAAAUGGGAUAGCUUCAUCUUCUGCGGUCCGAUUCAGCGGCUUUCUAGAGAAAAUUGAUUCUUUCCUCUAUAAGAAAGUUACUAUAGGUUCCAAAUCUGAAAGUCAGCUUAGUGGAGUUCAAGAGAAUGAUAUUCCUAUUGCUAACAAAAGGUCUUUUGAGUUGUCACCUGAAGCCAGUUUAUCCAAUAGAGAUUACGAACACUCUCCAUUAAGUAGCAACUGUUAUGCAAGUGCAGCAGAACAGCAGAGAGGUAGUGUAAAGAGAGUCAAAAGGAAUCCACGUCCUUUGAACGUGAGUGAGAUACAGUUGAAUCAAGAAAAAUGUGAGCCUUUAGAAGAUUCCUCCGUGGAUAACAAUGAAGAACCAAAUCCUGUUACCUCAGAGCAAGUACAGGUCAAAAGAGAGGUGGAAAGACAUGAGUAAGACGAGCUAGAUUUUGUGAAUUUGAUCUCUCGCAUGACUCGUUGUGCAUCUGCUCCGAGUCCUGCUAGCUUUGUGAAAGACGAGGCUAGUGAAUUGGAUGAAGAUGAGAUAGACCAUAUGAAACUAAUUGAUCGGCUAAAGCUUAGAUCUUCUUCUAAUGGUUCAGGUCAUCAUGAAGCUCCUCCUAGUUCUUCACCACCUCCAGGUUUUAGCUUCUGUACAUCUGAUGAAUACGUUAAACCUGCUAGGGCAUCUCGGUCUUGGAAGCGAAAGAAAACCGCCACGAACUCAAUUGAGACAGCUCUGGAGGAAGAUGCUCCUGGUCUUUUACAGGUACUGAUUAAACAAGGGGUGACAGUAGAUGAACUCAGGCUUUAUGGGGAGAAUGAUUCCUUCUCAGAUGAUUCUUCACUUCUUGAAGAGACCUUCUCAGAGCUGGAAGAUGUCAUCUCACAGCUCUACUUCAAACGAGCAACUGGCCCUAAACUUCUUAACUUAAGUUUCUCAAAAGAUUCAAGAACCAGCUAUUGCUUGACCUGUCUCUUCUCCCUCAUAGAACAGGCACGAUAUCUGCGGUUUCGCAAAUGGCCUGUUGAAUGGGGCUGGUGCCGUGAUCUCCAGUCUUUCAUAUUCGUUUUCGAGAGACAUAACAGGAUAGUUAUGGAACGGCCUGAAUAUGGCUACGCAACAUACUUCUUCGAGCUCAGCAACACUGCAUCAGUAGGAUGGCAGAUCAAACGGUUAGUCUUGGCCAUGAAACUCGCGAGCUGUGGCCGUUAUCAACUUAUUGAAAACAAGCCAUUACUGGUAGGAGAGGAUAUGACGGAAGCUGAAGCUGAAGUACUGAUGAAGUACGGUUGGGUUGCGAACACGGGGCUAGGGACAAUGCUAAACUACCGUGACAGGGUGUUCCAUGACAGGAAGAGCCAUAAAGAGACAUCAGAAUGGAAGUCUAAGAUUUCUAAUCUUCUUGUUGAUGGCUAUAACAGUGGAACUAUUGUCUCAACUUUCAUUGUUCCCCCUGAUGAUGUCGAGGAUGAUGAUGAUGCUGGACUUGACAUGGAACAAGUUAAGCUCGAGAGUUACUGAAAACUGUGAAUCUCUCUGGUGGCAACUAGUUUGUUUAAGAGUGUUCAAAUGUGGAUAUGAAACCUUACAUUGUUUAUUUAUUUGAUCAAUUAAAUUUAGUAGACUUUGUAAGCUUUAUCCAAAUAUAUAUAUAUUAGAUGGAAAAAAACAA
Molecule: messenger RNA, 2493 nt
Organism: Brassica oleracea var. oleracea
Lineage: Eukaryota; Viridiplantae; Streptophyta; Magnoliopsida; Brassicales; Brassicaceae
Exons: 10
Source: RefSeq, a predicted model, not a curated record